Messenger RNA from Pocillopora damicornis (cauliflower coral), 2843 nucleotides. RefSeq lists its product as uncharacterized. The record is from RefSeq and is a predicted model, not a curated record. Lineage: Eukaryota; Metazoa; Cnidaria; Anthozoa; Scleractinia; Pocilloporidae. Gene Ontology annotation, cellular component: cytoplasm.
AUCACUUCCUUGUCAAUUGAUACUUUGCGUUGCAAUAAUUAUAAUCAAAGUACUCCCCCAGUGAGCGUCUUCACGAAUCAUUUUCAUAGCACACGAUCACUACACCCGCAAAAUGGUACACAAAAUGUUUUAUGGCCUGAUACACGAUGCAACGGUUCAUAAGGUAGCGAUUACCUUUAAUUGAUGACAAGCUAUCUUCUCCAUCGUUUAUAUCAACAUUUUAGGUUCAAAGUAAAGUUUGGUUGGUUUGUAGAAAUUUGCAUUGCUCAAAGGCUAUAUUUACUUUGUUGUCACCUGUGCAAACAUUUAUUUCAGAUAUAAUAUACAUAUUUUACUCAUGAUGCCUUAAAAUUACAACGUGUUGAAUGAUGGCUAGUCUGAUAUCAAAGGGAAAAAAACCUAACAAACAAAAUAAGGAGUGUUAACCUGGAACAAAAUGGAAAAGGAGCACAUUGCCAUUUUAUCAACAAAAAGGACUUUAGCAUAUGCCUUCAAAACAUUUUAAGAAUGAUUUCCUUCCAAGACGCGUAACAUUAUUAUUUAUAUUUGUUUUGAUCCUUGAUUUGACGUGUUAAAAUAUAAUAUGGGAUACUUAGUUGUCUCUCAGAGUGGAACACGUGUCACAUGCAGCAAACUCGAUACCAUUACUAUCAUUUGUCACAUCUUAGUAAUUGCCAUAAUUAUCUCCUACGUGAUUAGAGCCAUCUGAAGCCAACUAAGAACUGUGGCUCGAAAAUGCUCAUCGAAAAACUAAUAACAUAUCUUGCGCUUGUAAUAUAUUUAGUUGUUCCGUCUCGGUUGUGUGAGGGCGCUCUAAAUUCAAAGAAUGAUAUAACUGUGAUUGAGCCUGUGAGAGGAGCCAUGUGGAUAUCGGGACAACACUCUUACCCUAUCACAUGGACUCAGUCGAAAUUCUGCUUCAAAUGGAAUAUAGAACUGUUGGAUAUUGAAGAGAGAAAAGUCGCACAGAUUUCAACUGGACUAAGCGAGUUUAAAGAGGGAAGCAUGCGUCAUGUUUGGCUUAUUCCACCAACAAUUCAAAACGGCGAUUAUGUGAUCAAAAUUUGUGAGAACAGCGCUCCUGAAAAUUGUGGUAGGAGCAAUUCAUUCUUUAUUAGGACCACUAAAGAGAUUGGACAUGCCGAAGAUACUGAUUUUGACGCGUUUUCCCCGAUACAUACUCCUCAAAUGAAAGAAACACUUACCUUUUCUGGUAACGCGACGAACAAUGAGAGGUCCGCUGUCCAACGCAGGUUACCGCAUGAGCUGCGCCGACAAAAGCGCACGGAGCGAGAACGGCUCCACUUUAAAUACAUGUCUGAGCGGAUUAGACAUGACGCAGAUCAAUUACAAUGCGCAAUCGAACGCGUCCAUCGACCAUCAAAAGAGACAUUUGUGGAGCAGUAUAUGAAGCCUCGAAAGCCUGCCAUUUUAACAGGAAUGAUGGAUAACUGGGAAGCAAUGAAAUCCUGGAGUUUUGAUAAACUCGGUAGUAUCCUCACUAAAGGAGUGAAGGUUGACAUCAUAGAGAAUACCACUCCCUAUUCACAGUGGAACGAAUUUCGUGCCCUGUUUGCUGACAUGUACAAAGAUCCAGCCCAAGUGAUUAUGACAGAUUUCCAUCAGAUUUACCCUGAGCUUAUGGAUGCAAUAAAUUUUCCGAAAUUUUCUAAAGACUAUUUUGAGGAAGUUGUAGACGAAGACAUUCGUCCUCCCCAGCUUUCUUUUGAGAUGGCUCCAACAAGAUCUGGUUUUCACUGGCGCGUAGAGGCACUAAAUGCCUCAUUAUGGAGUGCUCUAAUACAAGGCAAAAAGCUUUGGGGUCUUUAUCCACCAUCAAAGUAUUAUGUACCAGGAGUAAAUCACAAUAAUCAUCGAACACAGAAUUCUCAGCAGUCUGAGUCAUUUACCUGGUGGAUUUAUACUAAACCUGAGUUACAAGAUGAACACAAACCACAGGAAUGUCUACAGGAGGCAGGGGAGAUACUUUACAUCCCCUCAGGCUGGUGGUGGAGCAAUGUCAACGUAGACGACACAAUUACCAUGCAGAAAUCCUUUUGUGACGAAACAAACAUCCGAUCCUGUAUGGACGAGUUGAAAGAAUUAGGUGACAGUGUUGCUGACAACUUCCACGCUGAUGUUUACAUCCAGUUGCGUAACUACUUGGCAAUUCAUGACCCAGGGUUUCUCACAGAUGACGACCGACAAUUUAAGUCUCCUAUAAGAGACCUUGGACAAACUAACAGUGAUCACGGAGAGAAUUUCCACCAAAAUGUGUGGAAGAAAUACUUUGAGGAAGGGAUUGAUGAUGCAAAAUUCUCAAGCAAUCGUGAUGAUGAGGCGAAUGUAUGAUGGGUAAACUCACCAAUGUGAUUGCCUCUCUGGCUGUAAAUCUCGUUCGUUUUCUCUCACAACACUUGAGGAUUUGUAUGAAAUCUCGAUGGAAGAUUUACAAGGAAUAAUCCAUGCUUAACACAUAAUUGACAAACCUCUUAGAAACUUCACGGAAGCCCCGCCUGGCAACCAUUGCACACGCAUAGUGGCAUAACCUUUAGUGCAAACCCCACAAGUUGUUUAUUUGCCAUAUUUCGCUGCAACUUUCGGAAAUAUCUGUACUCAAAAGAUGCGUCGUAUCCAUGCAUGUUUUAUGUAGUACUGCAUAGAUUCUUGGAAGUUCGUGACAUCGGAAAUUGCUUUUCCACUCGUUUAAUUUGGAUUGAUGCGCUAGCUAUGAAUAGACGCAAAUCUGGUGAAGUGCAAAUGCAAUAUGAGUAUUGGGGUAACUGAAAGAUAAAUGUUAUAGGAUUUUUUUUCAUAAAGUGUGAGUAUUUGUGAUUGUUUAA